This is a messenger RNA of Lodderomyces parapsilosis, 201 nucleotides long. RefSeq lists its product as uncharacterized. The coding region runs from base 1 to 201 and encodes 66 amino acids. The transcript has a single exon. Lineage: Eukaryota; Fungi; Ascomycota; Pichiomycetes; Serinales; Debaryomycetaceae. The record is from RefSeq and is a predicted model, not a curated record.
AUGGCAAGGUCAAUGAAAAUGUACAACUGCUACCUAAUUGGGGUGAGUUUGUCUGUGUUUGGGUUAGCUUCAGGUAUGGAGAUGUAUUCACACACCAGUUUGAAGCAUUUGGACUUUUUUACCAAAUACUACACAUAUCCAACAAAGAUAGAAGAGAACAUGCUCAGAUCGAGUAACGUUCUAGGAGCAAUUGGUAAAUAG